UCCUAUAACAAUUGUAAUACUCCAUCUUCCUCAGCUGCUUCUGUUCCAAUGAUCCAUCUCUCAUCCUAUGUGGUUUGCGGUUCUCCUCCUUUUGCUUGGGUCACAUGAUGUGACACAGUUCGGUUCUUCACCCAGAUCAUCUACAAUGUUUGGUCUUAUUAAAGGGGUUUCCCAACUUCAGGGCGGCAAUGGCUGCUGCUUCCCUCCAGCUGCUAAGAAGGACAAUACAGAUAGUGCGGCCUUCAUACUGGUCAGUGCGUAUAAAUUACCACCAACUACCCCCGCUAUAGACUGUGGACCGGACAAAGUGUUCAAAGACUGCGGGACGGCCUGUCCUCUGAACUGCACCCACACCAAACCGGUGCCCUGCAUUAAGAUCUGUAAGUCCGGCUGCUUCUGUAAGGAAGGAUUAGUGGAGCUGGAAGAUUCAUGUGUAGAGAAGGAGAAAUGUGAGUCCUGCACCGGGAACACCACGUACACAGGAUGCGGCACCACGUGCCUCACCACCUGCAGAAGUCGGCCCGAUGAGCCCAUAAGGUGCACCGCACAAUGUUACAUAGGCUGCCAGUGUAAACCGGGGUACGUGCUCCUGGAUGAAGAGAAGAAGAUAUGUGUCCUGCCUGAGGAUUGUCCCAAGGACUGAAUUAUAGGAAAACCCUGGAGCUCCCCCUGAGGACGCCACAUGUCCCCCGCUAUAGACUGUGGACCGGACAAAGUGUUCAAUGACUGCGGGACGGCCUGUCCUCUGACCUGCGCCCAGCCCAAUCCGGUGC
Molecule: messenger RNA, 773 nt
Organism: Hyla sarda
Lineage: Eukaryota; Metazoa; Chordata; Amphibia; Anura; Hylidae
Product: von Willebrand factor-like
Exons: 4
Coding region: 68-643 (191 amino acids)
Source: RefSeq, a predicted model, not a curated record